AAAGAGUCAUUAGUGUAACUGUCCGAGCUGAGGUCCUGCUCUCUCUCUCUCGCUCUCUCUCUCUCUGUGUCUGUGUGUUAUAUUUAUGUAUAUACUGUGUGUGUGUGAGUGUGUUUAUACAGUGUGUGAGUGUGGGGGGUCGGAAGAGAACGACCAGACCGUAGAAGAAGAAUCUGGUCCGCUAUGGGAGCUGUUCUGGGAGCCUUCUCAUUGGCCAGCUGGGUGCCGUGUCUGUGCAGCAGCGCCACCUGUCUGCUGUGCAGCUGCUGUCCGAGCACCAGGAACUCCACGGUGACCAGGAUCGUGUACGCCUCCAUCCUGCUGCUGGGGACCAUCGUGGCCUGCAUCAUGCUGUCGCCGGGCGUGGACCGCCAGCUGAGGAGGAUCCCCGGGUUCUGUGAGGGCGGCGCCGGCUCUAACGUCCCCGGCCUGCAGGCUGACGUGAACUGUGACAUGUUUGUGGGUUAUAAGGCCGUGUACCGCGUCUGCUUCGCCAUGGCUUUGUGGUUCCUCGCCUUCUGCGUUCUCAUGAUCAACAUCAAGAACAGCAGAGACCCCCGAGCGGUGGUCCACAACGGGUUCUGGUUCUUUAAGUUUGCAGCUCUGGUGGGGAUAACAGUCGGAGCCUUUUACAUCCCUGACGCUCCGUUCACCUACACCUGGUUCAUCAUCGGCUGUGGGGGGGCGUUCUGUUUCAUCCUCAUCCAGCUGGUUCUGCUGGUCGACUUUGCUCACUCCUGGAACGAGUCCUGGGUCAGCAACAUGGAGACGGGCAGCUCGCGGGUCUGGUACUCAGCUCUGCUGGUGGUCACUCUCCUGAACUACAUCCUGUCCUUAGCGGCCGUCGUUCUCUUAUUCGUGUUCUACACGAAGCCUGACGGAUGUUUCAUCAACAAGUUCUUCAUCAGCUUCAACAUGUUGUUCUGCAUCAUCGCCUCAGGCGUCUCUGUGCUGCAAAAAGUCCAGGAGUCUCAGCCUCGCUCAGGUCUGCUGCAGUCCUCCAUCAUCACCCUGUACACCAUGUUUCUCACCUGGUCGGCCAUGACCAACGAGCCAGACCGGGAGUGUAACCCCAACCUCCUGAGUAUCUUCCAGCAAAUAGCGGCCCCCACCCCGCCCCCCCUGGAGAUAGAGAACCAGACCUCGGUGCUGAUUAUCGGCACAGAGGAACCCGUCCUGAGCGCCCCCUACCUGCAGUGGUGGGAUGCGCAGAGCAUCGUGGGACUGGCUAUCUUUGUGCUCUGUAUCAUCUACUCCAG
Molecule: messenger RNA, 1259 nt
Organism: Labrus bergylta (ballan wrasse)
Lineage: Eukaryota; Metazoa; Chordata; Actinopteri; Labriformes; Labridae
Source: RefSeq, a predicted model, not a curated record